Messenger RNA from Colletotrichum higginsianum IMI 349063, 2211 nucleotides. RefSeq names its product Geranylgeranyl pyrophosphate synthase. Bases 1 to 2211 code for a protein of 736 amino acids. NCBI's taxonomy places the organism in Eukaryota, Fungi, Ascomycota, Sordariomycetes, Glomerellales, Glomerellaceae. The record is from RefSeq and is a predicted model, not a curated record. Gene Ontology annotation, biological process: isoprenoid biosynthetic process. Gene Ontology annotation, molecular function: prenyltransferase activity. The transcript is spliced from 3 exons.
AUGAUUACUAGGCAUUUAGAAUUCUUCCUAUCCAAUUGCACAAUAUCUCAAAUUACCAUGGAUGACAUCUGGAAAUAUUCGGUUGAUAUUGACCGUGAAGUGGCUUUGUCUACAGGCUGCUUUACUAGUCUUGCCAUUCGCAUUCACCAGCGGAACGACCUGGCUGAUGAAGCAACAAAGCUUUCGAUUCAGGAUUGGGGCUCACAUGUCGGUGAUGGAUGGGAGCGGAAGUCGGGCUCUUCGUGGAGUCCGGUUGGCAAUUGGGGUGCCUUCAUUUUCCCUGAAUCGCUCCCUGAGCGCUUGGGUGUCAUCACCUAUCUCGCCAAUAUGGGAAACAUCCAUGAUGACCUUUGUGAUGAUCUCACGUAUGAGGAGGCUCUCAAGGAGCACAACAACCUCAGCCAAGCUAUGGAGAUCAGUGCCAUAGCUCCCCACCAGGGACCUAAGGCACUUGAUCGAUCCAUGAAGAUGAAGAAGUACAUUUCCAAAUGUCUUCUUGAAGCAAUGAAUAUUGAUCGUCCACGCGCUUUGCGUAUGAUCAACACCUAUCGGUCCAAGUGGCUUGAUGUCAUGGAACGCCGUGACGUCAACGAGAUUGAAACUCUUGAUGAAUACCUCGUUUUCAGAAAUCUAAACGGCGGGAUGGAGGCUUUCUGGAGCAUGGUGGAGUUUGGCAUGGCGAUGGACGUGUCUGACUCUGACAAGACAAGGAUCCGGCCCCUUUUUGCAGCUGCAGAGUCCGCUCUCGUCCUAACAAACGACUACUGGAGUUGGGACAGAGAGUGGCGGCAGGCUCAACAGGCUGAAGAAUCUAGAAUUGUAAAUGCCGUGCAUCUCUUUAUGAGAACACACGGGCUAGCAAUGCAUGAAGCCAGAGAAGCGGUACGCGACCGGAUACUGGCUUACGAAGCCGAAUACCUACGGCUCAAGACCGAGUUCUACAGCCAGAACCCCAACGUUGGCGCGGAUCUCAAGAAAUACAUUGAAGUAUGCGGCGUCAUCACUGCUGGGAAUCACUACUGGUGUGCGAAUUGCCCUCGACACCAUUCUUGGCGCGAUCAAGAUGCUCCCCUUGAUCCUAUCGGGCGGAGGCUUUCCGUUUCAUCUGAGGACACCGUUGAAGACGAUUGCGCCACGUCGCCAGGGGCAACUACUUCAAGCUCCAUGUCACAGAAAUCAUCUCCUACAACGGAAAUGACACUCUCCGAAGUUCUCAGCUUCACCACCAUCAGUGGCUGUGAUGAACAGCCACAAAGGCUUAGCGACAGUCCUCUGCGGGCGCCCUGCCAGUAUAUACGCUCAAUGCCAUCUAAAGGACUGAGGCAUUUAAUGGCUGAAGCACUUGACCAAUGGCUUCUCGUCGACAACGCUUCACUCGAUCGAAUCAAGAACAUCAUCGACCUGCUCCACAACUCAUCGCUUAUUCUGGACGAUAUUGAAGACGAUUCGCCACUUCGGAGAGGCUUGCCAGCAACUCACAUGGUCUUCGGAAGGGCUCAGUCUAUCAAUACCGCAAACUACAUGUUUGUACAAGCUGUUCAGCAGGCCCAAACACUAUCAAACCCCGCUUGUCUUGGAACUCUUCUCGGCGAGCUCGAAUGCUUGUUCAUCGGACAAAGCUGGGACCUCUAUUGGAAAUUCCACCUGCAAAUUCCUACGGAAAAAGAGUACUUCGCGAUGGUGGACAGCAAGACCGGCGCCAUGUUCCGACUGCUUACCAGAUUAAUGUUCCACGCGAGAUCCGUUGUUGCCAAUGACAAAGUUGCGCAGCUCUUGGAUGAAAUGUGCCGCCUGCUCGGUAGGUUCUUCCAGAUCAGGGAUGACUUCAUGAAUCUCAACUCAAGCGAGUACUCCGACCUGAAGGGGUUUUGUGAGGACCUGGAUGAGGGGAAGAUGUCUUACCCCAUGAUUCUAGUUCUGCGGCAGAACCCGGAGUAUCAGGACCUGAUCAUGGGUAUCUUCAGGCAACAGACCGCGAAUGCUGCUAAAGGCGGCUCGGCCGAGUCUGCACGUCUCCCACACGAGACGAAGCGCUACAUGUUGGGACUCCUUAAGAGUUCGGACGCCAUGGCCUUGACGUUGAAGAAAUUGCAAGAGCUCGAGGCUGCGAUGGAGGAGAAGAUCAGUGAUCUGGAGGAACGGUUCGGAGAGACGAAUCCGGUCAUGCGAAUUCUCCUCAGUAGACUUAGUGUUAGGGAUGUAACUUUGUAG